AGGCCUGGAUCCGACAACCCUCAACCCAAAGGGCCAAGCGAGAACCAAGGUGAGCAAAGGAAGAAGGCAAGGCAUGAGGCACAGAUGAAAUUGAUCCAAGAGAAAAAUGUGACCUAUGAAAGGUACCUUGAUCACAUUUCCCUUACCCCAAGGAACGAAGUUGUUCGAAUCAUUGAGGCACAUGGUAUGAAAUUCUGGUUUGAACCGGUUGAUGGUUUUAAUUUGUCAAUGUGUAGAGAGUUCUAUCAAACUCUUAGGGUGGCGGAUGUGAAUGAGGUGGAAGUGUUGAAAACGAAUGUUCGGGGUAAAAUAUUUGUGGUGACCUCUGAUGUUAUUGUGACAUUUCUAGGGAAUUAUGAGAGGCCACCAAAUUUUCCACCACCCUGUGGAGGGUGA
This is a messenger RNA of Ilex paraguariensis (yerba mate), 396 nucleotides long. NCBI's taxonomy places the organism in Eukaryota, Viridiplantae, Streptophyta, Magnoliopsida, Aquifoliales, Aquifoliaceae. The record is from the annotation of a GenBank genome assembly.